Striga hermonthica is the source of this 2304-nucleotide messenger RNA. The record is from the annotation of a GenBank genome assembly. NCBI's taxonomy places the organism in Eukaryota, Viridiplantae, Streptophyta, Magnoliopsida, Lamiales, Orobanchaceae.
AUGGCCCAUACAAAAUCCCCUGUUUUCCCCUGUUUCAUAAUCCUCUGCAUUGCCCUGUCGUGCUCCGGGCCGGUUUCGGCCCAGACGGGACCCGCCUACGCCUGUGACGUGGCGAGAAAUCCUGAGCUGAAGAACUUCAGCUUCUGCGACGCGUCGUUGGGCGUGAAGGCCCGGGUGAAGGAUCUCGUCGGCCGGCUGACUCUGCAAGAGAAAAUCGGGUGGCUCGUGAGUGGGGCCCGAGGGGUUAGCCGGCUCGGGAUCCCGAAUUACGAGUGGUGGUCGGAGGCGCUGCACGGUGUUUCGGACACCGGGGUGGGGGUCAAGUUCAGGGAGCCCGUGCCGGGAGCCACGAGCUUCCCGCAGGUCAUUCUCACGGCGGCUACGUUCAACGUGUCGCUUUUCGAAACCAUUGCAAAGGUUGUUUCGACCGAGGCACGAGCAAUGUACAAUGCUGGUCAAGCCGGUUUGACAUUUUGGUCCCCGAACGUGAACAUAUUCCGUGACCCCAGGUGGGGCCGGGGCCAAGAAACACCAGGUGAGGACCCUUUGCUCUCGAGCAGAUAUGGCGCGGCCUAUGUGAGAGGCUUGCAAGAAACAGACGAUAAUGACAAGGACAGACUCAAGGUUGCUGCUUGCUGUAAACACUACACAGCUUACGAUUUGGAUAAUUGGGCUGGAGUCCACAGGUUCACUUUCAAUGCCGUGGUAACAAAGCAGGAUUUGGAUGAUACAUAUCAGCCACCAUUCAAGAGCUGUGUGCUAGACGGGAAUGUGGCUAGCGUGAUGUGCUCGUAUAAUCAAGUCAAUGGCAAGCCGACAUGCGGCGAUCCCAAUCUACUGGCGGGUGUGAUUCGGGACGAAUGGAAUUUGAAUGGGUACAUUGUUUCGGAUUGCGACUCGUUGGAUGUGAUGUUCGGUCACCAACAUUUUACCAAGACCCCGGAGGAGACAGCUGCUUUGGCUGUGAACUCUGGGUUGGAUCUCAACUGUGGAUCUUUUCUAUUCAACAAUGCCCAAGCCGCAGUCGACCGAGGGCUCCUCAAAGAAAAAGACAUCAACCGGGCCAUCACGAACAAUUUCGCGACCAUGAUGAGGCUGGGAUUCUUUGACGGCGAUCCCACCAAACAGGCCUAUGGAAAUCUUGGACCCAAGGACGUGUGCACCUCGUCCAACCAGGAACUCGCGCGUGAGGCAGCCCGACAGGGGAUUGUACUUCUCAAGAACACGGAAGGCUCGUUGCCCUUAUCCCCCGCCACUAUCAAAUCCUUGGCCGUGAUCGGGCCAAAUGCCAACGCCACAGAACCCAUGAUUGGAAUCUAUGCUGGCAAGCCAUGCAAAUACACGACGCCAUUGCAGGGCCUGACGGCCUCAGUCCCCACUGUCUACCACCGAGGCUGCGCUGACGUGGCGUGUGCUGCCCCUGAGCACGAUGACGCCAGCAAAAUAGCAUCAGAGGCCGAUGCCGUGGUUCUGGUGAUGGGAACCGAUCAAUCGAUCGAGAAGGAGGAUUUGGACCGGUCGAGCAUAACCCUCCCCGGACGGCAGCAGCUUUUGGUGACCGAGGUUGCACGGGCUUCCUGUGGGCCUGUCAUCCUCGUCAUCAUGUCUGGUGGAGGCAUGGACGUCCAGUUCGCAAAAGACGAUCCGAAGAUCACCAGCAUUCUUUGGGUCGGGUUCCCGGGUCAGGCCGGUGGGGCCGCGCUUGCUGAUGUGGUGUUUGGAUAUCACAAUCCGAGUGGAAGGCUGCCGAUGACGUGGUACCCGCAGUCUUACGCGGAUAGUGUCAAAAUGUCGGACAUGAACAUGAGGCCCGACCCGGACAGGGGGUAUCCCGGGCGGACGUAUCGAUUCUACGCGGGCCCCACGGUGUUCUCAUUCGGGGAUGGGAUCGGGUACACGGAGUUCCGCCACGAAGUGGUGAAGGCCCCGACGCUCGUGUCCGCUUCGCUCGGAGAAAAGCACGUGUGCCGGACUUCGACGUGCAAGUCGUUUGACGCGAGUAAGGAUUGUAAGGAUGUGGGGUUCGAGGUUCAUCUCGGGGUGAAGAAUGUGGGGAGAGUGAGCGGGACGGAGACCGUGCUGCUGUUCUCGAGUCCACCGGACGUGCACGGGGCGCCACGGAAGCAUCUGGUGGGGUUCGAGAAGGUGCGGCUGGGCCCACAGGAGGCGGGUGUGGUGAGGUUUGGGGUGGAUGUGUGCAAACAUUUGAGUUUGGUGGAUGAAGAAGGGAAUAGGAGGGUGGCUUUGGGGGAGCAUGUUCUUCAUGUGGGAGAUUUGACACAUUCCUUGACUGUGAGGGUUUGA